CGCGGCGAAUGGUACGAGCCGCGGCCCGCCGCACAGGUGCGGCCGAUGGACCGAACCAACAGCGGGGGAGGGGGCGGCGCCGCCGCCGCAGCCUUCGCAGCUGUUGCCCGGGGGGAGGGGGCAGCGCGCCCGCCCCUCCGCCGGCUGGCUGCACGCUGCUAGGUCUGCGGAGACCACCCGGAACUGCUGUCCCGGGAGAAGUUGGAGCAGGAGCCCGCUACCCGGAGCAGCACUUUGUACGUGGCCACCAGCCCAGGCUGAGCAGUAAAACUUUCCUGUUUCUCUCCGUGGUUCCCACAUGCAGGUUGAUAACGCCAGCCCAGCCCGCCUUUCCCCUCGCUGCUGCUACCUUGGGUGCUGGAAGGCCAACGUUCCGCAACCCGGUCUGCUGCCGCUUCCUUUCCCCGGCCCCAGGGCUGCUGGCUGGCUUUGCGGGGCCAUGUGGGGCUAGGAGAGGUGCAGCCAGUCUCCGCGGCGUGAGGCAUUAAACAUGGAGGCGGCGAGUAAACCAGAUGGCGGGGAGCGGAGCCAUCACGGCAGUGGCACGGACGCUCCCGGGGAAGCUUCCAUGGACUGCUACUUGCGAUCUCAGGGCUUGUACAGGAAGAGAGUUGCCAAGGAUGGAUCUUGUCUUUUCAGGGCUGUGGCCGAGCAGGUGUUACACUCUCAGUCUCGGCACAUUGAUGUUAGGAUGGCUUGUGUAGACUAUCUUCGGAAAAAUAGGGAGAAGUUUGAAGCGUUCAUAGAGGGGCCAUUUGAAGACUAUUUAAAAUGUUUGGAAAAUCCACAGGAAUGGGUUGGACAAGUAGAAAUAAGUGCCCUUUCUCUUAUGUACAAGAAAGAUUUUAUAAUAUACCGGGAACCAAAUGCUUCUCCUUCACAUGUAACUGAAAAUGGCUUUUCUGAUAAGGUAUUGCUGUGCUUCUCAAAUGGAAACCACUAUGAUAUUGUUUAUCCCAUAGAGUAUUCAGAAAGGGCUGCUCUGUGCCAGUCUCUUCUUUAUGAGUUACUAUAUGAGAAGGUAUUUGAUACAGAUGUGAAGAAAAUAAUAGCAGAACUUAGUGCUGUUGGUAUGACAGAGGAAAGUAAUGGUAGCAGUGAAGUGUCUGCUUCAGAUUCAGAAGAUGACAGCUACAGAGGUAAAACUACAACAGUUGGUGAUAUGAAUGGAUUGAAGUCUCUUUCUGGCAACAAGCACCUUAAGAGCAAUGGAAAUCCCACCUUGUUGGUUUUGCCUAAAAAAGUUCUGAGAUCACUCAAUCCAUCAGUAUACAGAAAUGUUGAAUAUGAGGUUUGGCUACAAUCCAAAUGGGAUCAGCAAAAACAAGAUUUUUCCAUUGCUGCUGGCAUGCAAUACUCAGUUGGUGAUAAAUGUAAAGUGCGCUUAGACCAUAACGGGAAAUUUUAUAAUGCCCACAUUCAAGAAGUUCGCUCGGAGAGUGGGCCAGUUAUUGUAUUUGUAGAAGAGCUUGGAGAAAAGCAUUCUGUGUCACUGAAGAGCCUUAAACCUCUUCCACAGGCCUCUCCUAUGGAGGGCUGGAACACUGUGCCAGGGAAGAAGAUGAAAAAGUUUUUCCCAACGUGGGGGCAGAACGCUCAGCCCGAUGCAGAUUGCAGAGGGUCAAAGAGUCAGAACAAGUCCAUAAAACCCCAGUCAGCACUACCUCCUCGACUUCAGCAUACUGUGGGAACCAGGCAGCAUCAGUUCAUAUGUUCUGGACCCCAACCUCAUCAGACCUCAAUGGAGCAAAAAGCUCCAGGCAGGAAUCCUUCCCAGAGUGGAAGAAAACCAGAUCGGGAGAGAACCGAGGAUCUGAACCACGGUGGCAGAGAUUGUAACUAUUUUGGCCUAUCUCCGGAGGAACGCAGGGAGAAACAGGCAAUAGAAGAAUCUCGUUCACUUUAUGAGAUCCAGCAGAGGGAUGAACAAGCUUUUCCUGCCCUUUCCAAUAAUCAGUCGGUCUGUCAGGCUGCUACACAGACUGUGGAUAAUAUAAAUCCAAAAAAGUUCUCAAAUAAUGAGAGAAGAAACAGCAAGUGGACAGCAGAGGUGGAAGAGCAAAAGGAUAAAGAGUCAAAUUCCAGGCAGAUCCACUUAAGUCAGAAGCUUGAGCCAAAUUCAUCCGAGAAGAAUAGUCAAGAUGAGAGGUGUCCAAAAGCUUCAUCACCUUUGGAACAAGUAAAAACAGAUUCUCCAGUUCUUGCUGAACAAAAACUGACAGAAUGCUUACCAAGUGUAACUCCAACACCCUCACCAGUCUUUUCUGAGGUGCAUUUGCCUCCAACAGUGCCUUCUGUACCAGCCAUUGUGCCAGCUUGGCCAAGUGAGCCAACAACUUAUGGACCAGCAGGUAUUCCAGCCCCAAUACCUGCUUCUUCAUUGAUGCCAGCCCCAACAACAGGACCUGACUCUAUUGUAUCACAGGCUCAGGUAACAUCUGCUCCAGUUGCUGGAGUUCCUGUGUCGAUGCAAGCAGUUAACCAGCCUUUAAUGCCUUUGCCUCAGACUCUGAAUCCCUAUCAGGAUCCACUAUACCCUGGAUUCCCUUUUAGUGAAAAGGGAGAAAGAGCCAUUGCACCCUCUUACUCCCUGUGCAAUAACGGGGAGGACUUACCUAAAGAUAAGAACAUUCUUAGAUUUUUCUUCAAUCUUGGUGUGAAGGCAUACAGCUGUCCCAUGUGGGUCCCCCAUUCUUACUUGUACCCCCUGCACCAAGCCUAUUUGGCUGCUUGCAGAAUGUACCCAAACGUGUCCCUCCCCGUGUACCCGCACAACCCCUGGUUCCAGGAGGCUCCACCGACGCAGAAUGAGAAUGAAACUGCACGAACAAGCAGGCACUUUCCUAUUCAGAGUGAGGCCAGGUCCAACGGUCAGAUUUCACAGGUUGACAGCAGAUCUCCAUCACUGCCGCUGAUUAUCCCGACAGCUCAGGUGUCCGAAGGCCAAGGACAGGUCUGUGUAGAAUCGGAGAAUCCAGUGCAAGCACUUCCCUAUGAUGAGUCCCUGAGAGGGAAAAAUCUGUUCCCACAACCAGCCUUUGGACACAAUCACUUUCUAGGAGCUGUUCCAAUAGCACCUCCUUUCUUUCCUCACUUCUGGUAUGGGUACCCAGUUCAGGGCUUUAUUGAAAAUUCAGUAGUGAGACCUAACAUUGUCAUGGCACCUGAGGACAAAGAGGCAACAACUAGCACAUCUGCAAAUAUGUACGUGGCUAAAGAAUGCAGUCCUCCCGUUCCUGCAGUAAACUGUGCAGAACAGCUUCAGAAGAGUAACGGCAGCGGCUCAAACACUGUCCCGUUCCCUGUGGCUGGUGUGAGCAGUGAAUGCAGUGCCCCAAAAGAGACUACCACUAGGGCAUCUCAGUUGGAGCAGACCUGCGCCACUAAUUCUCCUGCUAAGCAGGCAACAGCUGGGCUGCAAAACCGUUCUCCCCAAGCACAGGGGAUUGAGAGGCAGCCAGGGGUGUCCAACACCACACCACCAUUGGCAGAAGCACCCAAAUAUGAACUCAAAAGUGCUACACCCAGCCGUAAGGAGAAGACUGAUAAAGGCAGAGAUUCCAAGGGUGCUGGUAACCUACAGACAGAAAGCAGGGCACAGAGAACGAGGGAAGAGAGCUCCGAGGAUGAGAGCGAAGUUUCUGAUAUGCUGAGAAGUGGCAGAUCCAAGCAAUUUUAUAACCAGACUUACGGAGGAGGCAGAAGGCCUAGACUUGAGUGGGGUUAUUCUAGUAGGGGAGGCUACCAGUUCCAAAGAAACGAGGAAGCCUGGAAAGGACCGCCCAGCAGAAGCAGAGAGGAAGGCUGCCAGUAUCAGCGAAACUUCAGAGGAAGGCCGUAUAGGAAUGACAGGAGAAGGGCAACGCUGGGAGAUAAUCAGAGGGGGCAUCAAGCAUAGAAUAAAUGGAUAGUUUGAAAAUUUUCAAAUGCAAAAGGUAAUUUGAAGUAGCAGUUGAAAAUCUUAAUCUUUCUUUUUAGUAAAGUCCAAGGAUAUGUUUAACUUUUGGUGAGUAAAGACUAGGAGGGUGUGAGCUCCUACCAUUUUGUUUGGGGGGGAUUGCAGUUUGGUUGGCUUAGCGGUUUAUCCUCGAUGUCAAAUUAGAAAAAACAAUAUAGGUUUAGUGUUUGAAUUUUUUCCACAAAGGUUUGAGUUCAUGAUGUAAGAUGGAUACGUAUGUUUACUAGGGUGUCAAAUUACAGCAUUUGAUGUGAGCUAGAUUCUAAAACUGAUGGUAACAUUGCACCAAAUAUGAAUAUAUUUUAUCAUACAAUGCCUUAGUUCUGAACUGAGCUAAAGGAAUUCUCAGCCUACUGCACUGUUGUCUUUGAUAUGCUUCCAACCCAAAGGCCUUUCAUCUCAAAAAUCUGUCAGACUUGAAUGUUUCUCUUCAGUGUGUUACAUGUAUGGCAGCCAGCUAACCCUGUGUCUUAGGUCUGUUGUAUAUAGUUCUUUUAAUAUUCAUAGGGUAUAUUUUUGAAUUUUAAAAAGCGUUUAUUUGUUGAAAUCAAAAUCAAGACAAGCAGUCAAGAAUAGCUGUGUAUGAUUUGGUAAGAAUGGCUGUUUCCACCAAGAAUUCUUAAUGCUGGUGUGACUAGAAUGGUGCCUAUGCCAACUAAAUAAUUACAAAGACAAUAAAAAUGUAGAUGCUAUGCAUUUCAAAGAUAAUUCUGCAUCUGUUAUAAUAGCAGAAGUUUUUUUAAUGCCACUUUAACACUAAUGCACUGACAAAUCCUAGAUAUUUUGUGAGAAGAGAUGCAUAAAGUACACGUUACAUUUUUUUAAGUUUGUAUGGUUGAGCUACUGUUCAGUAUUCUUUUUGUUAUUGCACUGUUAAUGCAAAUUUAUGUUUUGCAUGUACAACUCAUUGCUGGAACUACUUUUUAAAAGCGAGAUGGAUAGUCUGUGUUCUGCUCUUCCCUAGACUUCAGAAGAAAGUGGCUUCUGCCUUAUAUUUUUACACUGUAUCAGAGUUCUGAUGCUGUUUCUUCUGACCCUUAUAAUGAUCUCUGCAGUGUUCCUGUUGCUCUUGCAGUUUGGACUGAGUUAUCCAAACUCAGAGUACAGUGUGCAGUGUUCACUCAGCUCUGCUCUGUAAAAUUAACUGUUGUGUAUAUUUUUAUAUCUCUGUAUAUACUAGUGUAAGAGGUAAUGGUGCCCUUUCAUUCAUGUCUGAGAUUGUACACCCGAAACUUGAGUGGUAGUUAUGUGAUAAUUUCUUUUCAGAUGCAUGCGAUGUAUAAAACUCCUAAUUAAAAUAAAUGUUUGUGUUUACACUUUU
This is a messenger RNA of Cygnus atratus (black swan), 5279 nucleotides long. It is a transcript of the gene OTUD4, whose product is annotated as OTU deubiquitinase 4. The record is from RefSeq and is a predicted model, not a curated record. The coding region runs from base 491 to 3898 and encodes 1135 amino acids. NCBI's taxonomy places the organism in Eukaryota, Metazoa, Chordata, Aves, Anseriformes, Anatidae. Gene Ontology annotation, molecular function: cysteine-type deubiquitinase activity; K63-linked deubiquitinase activity. The transcript has 22 exons. Gene Ontology annotation, biological process: regulation of protein K48-linked deubiquitination; negative regulation of interleukin-1-mediated signaling pathway; negative regulation of toll-like receptor signaling pathway.